This is a messenger RNA of Impatiens glandulifera, 1721 nucleotides long. Its product is annotated as berberine bridge enzyme-like 21. The transcript has a single exon. Gene Ontology annotation, molecular function: FAD binding; oxidoreductase activity. The record is from RefSeq and is a predicted model, not a curated record. The coding region runs from base 6 to 1622 and encodes 538 amino acids. NCBI's taxonomy places the organism in Eukaryota, Viridiplantae, Streptophyta, Magnoliopsida, Ericales, Balsaminaceae.
ACAAAAUGUCUGUUCUUUCUUUAUUACUCUUCUCUCUCUUCCUCUCUCCCUUCCUUUCUUCUCCGGCGACUGUCUCCGGCGCCAGCUCCGACUAUGAAACAUUCAUAAACUGUCUCUCCGGCAGUGUAAAAAACGCCGGUUCAAUCGUAUACAUCCCACAAAACCCAUCAUAUUCGACCGUCCUUCAAUCCUACAUAAGAAACCUCCGUUUCAAUACCUCAACAACCUCAAAACCCUCCAUCAUCGUCACUCCAAAAACAGAAUCCCAUGUCUCCGCCGCCAUCCUCUGUUCCAAAAAAACCAAACUCAUCGUUAAAAUCAGAAGCGGCGGCCACGAUUACGACGGCCUUUCAUACAUCUCCAAUUCCCCUUUCCUAAUCCUCGACAUGUUCAAUCUCCGAUCAGUUUCCGUCAAUCCGAAAACUCAGACCGCUUGGGUUCAAGCCGGGGCUACACUCGGUGAAGUAUAUUACAGAAUCGCUGCUGUAAGUAACACUCUGGGUUUUCCGGCGGGUGUUUGUCCGACUGUCGGAGUUGGUGGACAUAUUAGCGGAGGUGGGUAUGGUACCAUGUUGAGGAAAUACGGUUUAGCUGUUGAUAACUUACUCGAUGCUAGAAUCGUUGAUGUUAAUGGCCGGAUUCUUGAUCGGAAAGCCAUGGGUGAAGAUCUGUUCUGGGCAAUCAGCGGCGGCGGCGGCGCAAGUUUUGGUGUGGUUUUAGCUUAUCAAAUUAAACUAGUCCCAGUACCAAAAACCGUCACGGUUUUCAGAGUCAUGGACACGAUUGAACAAAACGCAACCGAUUUGGUUUACAAAUUUCAAACAAUGGCUCCAACUACAGACAAUGAUUUGUUCAUCAGAAUGCUUCUUCAACCCGUUAGUUCAAAGAUUAAGAAAGGUACAAAAACAGUCAGGGCAUCAUUCAUUGCAAUGUUCCUCGGAGAUUCAAACAGAUUGUUAACAAUCAUGAACAAAGAUUUCCCUGAAUUGGGUGUUAAGAAAUCCGAUUGUUUCGAAAUGAACUGGAUCAGAUCUAUAAUGUACUGGGCAAACUUCGACAACACAACAUCAAUCGACAAAUUACUCAGCCGGAAAUACGAUUCAAAUUACCUUAAACGUAAAUCAGAUUACAUUCAAACCCCUAUUCCAAAAUCAAGUCUUGAAUUAAUCUGGAAAAAGAUGAUUGAAUUAAACAAACCCGGAUUUGUAUUCAACCCAUACGGCGGUCGUAUGAACGAGAUCUCUUCAUCGGCGAAACCAUUUCCUCACCGUGCCGGAAACUUGUUCAAAAUUCAGUAUUCAGUGAACUGGGACGACAGCGCAAUCGAAUCGGAGACCCAACAUUUGAACGAGGUUAGAAGUUUGUACAGUUUCAUGGAGCCGUAUGUUUCGAAGAAUCCAAGAGGGGCGUUUUUGAAUUAUAGGGAUGUGGAUAUUGGAGUGAAUACGUUUGGGAAGAACAGUUACGAUGAAGGAAAGGUUUAUGGUGAGAAAUAUUUUAUGGGUAAUUUUGAUCGGCUGGUGAAGGUGAAGACGGCGGUGGAUUCCGGUAACUUUUUCAGGAAUGAACAGAGUAUUCCGGUGAUCGCCGGCGGCGGGAAUGGAAAAAAAAAGUUGAGAUAGAGAGAGAAGUUUUAUUUUUUACUAUGAUAUUAUUAUUCUUAUUAUUGCCAGUAAUUUAGUAAUUUUCGAUUUAAUAAAUAUUUACUAUUACUGUGUGAC